Molecule: messenger RNA, 936 nt
Organism: Symbiodinium necroappetens
Lineage: Eukaryota; Dinophyceae; Suessiales; Symbiodiniaceae
Source: the annotation of a GenBank genome assembly
AUGGAGGAAUCUUUGUUGUCCGAGCGGGAGGAGGCGGGUCGGGACCGAAGCUCAUGUUACGCGGCUAUAUGGCUGUGCUGCCACGUACGUUCCCGUGGACGCUGGGAUGGCUGUGGGCGACUGACUGCCUUCUUUUGCCUGUUCACUGUUGCGUUUUGGAUUGGCGUCACGAGGAACUUGUACUGCAAUCCUGAUGCGCUGCGGGAUGUCGAGCCCCCAUUCAACGGGCAGUUGCUGCCGGCAAACUUCACACUGGUUGAGCGGAAGUAUCUGCUCAUCCAAUUUACGAAGUUGGUCGACGUGUAUGACGAUACCCAAAAACACGUCGGAUAUUUCUACGACAUCAACCUGUUCAUCAUCAUGCGCUUCGGGUUCUCCGAUGCAAACGGCAGGAUUUGGUUCGAGGCACGGUAUGCAUCCUUCCUUUCUCGAUUCAAGCCCAUCAUCGAGUAUAACGUUCAGCGCUGUGAUGCAGGUGGAGUUGGCAGACCGUCCACACUUUUCGAGCUGAAAGAAGUAUGGUGGAUAGAAUCCUACUGGCGAUGUUUCGUGAACUGCAGCAGGCUGUUCAAUCUCGCGGAGCGGGCGGCUCCCGGACAAGUUCGCGAAACGCUGAUACCAGAGGCCAGCUUUGGGCUGGAUCCCAAAUUCCAGGUCUCCUUCGAUGGCUGGCUGGCGCCAACUCUUCGUGGGCAGAUCACUGGGCCCGUGUCGUCGUUCGGCACCGGAGUUCGGCAGGUGUGGUCCAUGCACCUCCAGAAUGCUACAGAUGGUCGGCUUGUUGCCAAAGCUCAGCAGCACUUCGUCAUCGGAAGCGCGACCCAAGACAUGAGGGUUCUCUCACGAUGGAAGGUGGAAACCUUGAUACCAUCUCAGCUGCCAAAUUGGGUCAUUGGAUUCCUGGCUGUGCUCGAUGAUAUCGAAGAGGACUACUGA